Messenger RNA from Echinococcus granulosus, 489 nucleotides. RefSeq lists its product as hypothetical. The transcript is spliced from 3 exons. The record is from RefSeq and is a predicted model, not a curated record. Bases 1 to 489 code for a protein of 162 amino acids. Lineage: Eukaryota; Metazoa; Platyhelminthes; Cestoda; Cyclophyllidea; Taeniidae.
AUGGAACCCAUUCCGGUUGCAAAUCCCGGAGGCAUCGGCGGCAGCAGUAGCAGCAGUCACGCUCUGAUUGGUCAGCGUGCAGAGCCAAUCAAAGCAGGAGGUUUAUCUCAACCGCGAACAUCUCAAUCAACCUCAUACUCAUCGACUAGCAAUGCCUCCUCUUCGAAAGGCUCCGGUAGUGCCUCCUCCGUGGCCUCACGUGGCUCUUUUGAGCGGCGUGGAAGUCUUCUGCUCUCCUCGAGACGCACUCUAACGCGUCAGCGAACAACGGAGCAAGUAGAACACGCUGCAGUGGUUAAGCGACAACCUCUGAAUGAGUAUUUUACCGAGUUUGAGAAGGACGUUCUCAUAUCAACUUGGAAGGCAAUGCUACUGUACACCAACGAGCCUGGAGCAUUUAUCUUCCGACUUGCAGCCGAGAUGUGUCCGGAACUGAAAACUGCGUACAAUGUUAAGUCAUCUGUCCUUGGAAAAACUACGGCCAUCUAA